AUGGCCGAGCCGCCCGAAGGGACCGAGCGGACCGAAGGGACCGAACCGACCGAGCUGACGGAGCUGGAGGCGGCCAUCGAGCGCAUCGUCACCGUGUUUGUCACCUUCGCCGCCAAGGAGGGCAGGAAGGGGACGCUGAGCACCGGCGAGUUCAAGGAGCUCGUGCGGCUCCAGCUGCCCAACAUGAUGAAGGACGUGCCCUCGCUGGAGGAGAAGAUGAGCGAGCUGGACGUGAACAACGACGAGGAGCUGCGGUUCGGGGAGUUCUGGCGGCUCGUGGGGGAGCUGGCCAAGGCCGUGCGCAGGGACAAGGCGGCCAAGAAGUGACAGAGAGGCCUCUAAAAAAUAAAACAAAAAGGUUUUCCCCGA
Melospiza melodia melodia is the source of this 369-nucleotide messenger RNA. It is a transcript of the gene S100A13, whose product is annotated as S100 calcium binding protein A13. Gene Ontology annotation, molecular function: RAGE receptor binding; calcium ion binding; calcium-dependent protein binding. Lineage: Eukaryota; Metazoa; Chordata; Aves; Passeriformes; Passerellidae. Gene Ontology annotation, cellular component: perinuclear region of cytoplasm. Gene Ontology annotation, biological process: positive regulation of cell population proliferation; positive regulation of canonical NF-kappaB signal transduction. The transcript is spliced from 2 exons. Bases 1 to 327 code for a protein of 108 amino acids. The record is from RefSeq and is a predicted model, not a curated record.